Aplosporella prunicola CBS 121167 is the source of this 1212-nucleotide messenger RNA. RefSeq lists its product as uncharacterized. Gene Ontology annotation, biological process: proteasome-mediated ubiquitin-dependent protein catabolic process. The transcript has 4 exons. The record is from RefSeq and is a predicted model, not a curated record. Gene Ontology annotation, molecular function: ubiquitin protein ligase activity; protein binding. NCBI's taxonomy places the organism in Eukaryota, Fungi, Ascomycota, Dothideomycetes, Botryosphaeriales, Aplosporellaceae. Gene Ontology annotation, cellular component: GID complex; nucleus; cytoplasm. The coding region runs from base 1 to 1212 and encodes 403 amino acids.
AUGGCCGAACUCACCAGCACAAAGCUCAACGCAGAGCAACACCUCUUGCUCGACCAACCCCUCCUGCGCAUGCCCUACGAAAUCUCGCGGAAAAACUUCAAAGCCGCCCAGCGCUACGUCGAACGCGAGCAAACCCACGUCCUCAAGGAGCUCAAGACGACCACCACCGCAGCAGCAUCCUCGGCCACCGACGCCACCGCCACCCUCGCCAACAUCGACACCAUGCUCAACCGCAUGAAUGGGCUCAAGCGCAAGCUCGAGGCCCUGCACUCCGAGGAGACGACCAUCCACAAGGCCACGCGGGCCCGCAUCCAGCACCUCGACAACCUGUACGCCAUCGGCAGCCUGGCUGACGUCAAGUACGAGGAGUGGAGCAAGGUGCGCCUGGACAGGCUGCUGGUGGACUACUUGCUGCGGAGCGGCUACGGGGACAGCGCCAAGGUGUUGGCGAGAGAGAAGGGCAUCGAGGAGCUGGUCGACGUCGAGGCCUUCGUGCAGUGCGAUCGCGUCGCCGAGAGCCUGAGGAACGGACGCUGCCAGGAGGCACUGGGGUGGUGCGGCGACAACAAGCAGGGCCUGAAGAAGCUCGAGAGUAACCUCGAGUACGAGCUCCGGCUGCAACAAUAUGUCGAAAUGGUGCGUAGUGGCGACACGAAGAAGCUUAUGGAUGCCACGUUGCAUGCACGAAAACAUCUUGCGGCGCACCAGGACAAAUCGUUUGCCAUACGGGCAGCCGGUUUACUGGCCUUUCCUCCCGAGACACCCCAUGAGCCAUACAGGUCGCUCUACUCCCCCGAGCGCUGGCAGCACCUCUCCGAGCUCUUCAUCAAGACGCACAACACGCUGUACUCGCUGCCGCCGCGGCCGCUCCUGCACAUCGCCCUGUCGGCCGGCCUCUCGGCCCUCAAGACGCCCUCCUGCCACUCGGCAUACGCGUCGUCGUCAUCCAACGCCACCAACACGACCACGUCCGUCUGCCCCAUCUGCAGCACCGAGCUCAACGAGCUGGCCCGCAACGUGCCCUACGCGCACCACACCAAGAGCCAUGUCGAGAACGACCCCGUCGUCCUGCCCACGGGCCGCAUCUACGGCCGCGAGCGCCUCUUGGAGAUGAACGAGAAGAUGGGCACCCAGCAGGGCUACGUCAAGGACCCCAUGGUGCCCAACCAGAUCUACGAGGAGGCGCAGAUCAAGAAGGUGUUUAUUUCGUAA